UUGCGUACCAACCUGUUUAAUGUUAUUGGAUAUGAGGAUAAUAAAAGUUUAGGACAAUGUGCUCAACCUGAUUCUUAUGUAGAACAACAACGCUUUUAUGGAGACGUUAACUUGAGUGAGGAAAUAAAAUCAUUUAGUGCACUUGCACAAGAAAAAAGGCAAAUGUUUAUUCGAAAUACCUUAUUACAACCAACUG
This is a messenger RNA of Racocetra persica, 196 nucleotides long. The record is from the annotation of a GenBank genome assembly. NCBI's taxonomy places the organism in Eukaryota, Fungi, Glomeromycota, Glomeromycetes, Diversisporales, Gigasporaceae.